AUGGCCGAUGACAUGGCCGCCAGCGAAGUGUUUACGACCUUUAGAGGCGACGUGCUGUUCUUUUCUCUUUUAAAUACGGGCAGCAACGAUGAAAACUGUAUUGAAGUUCAAAUCUUCGGCUUUUCUAAAUCUUCUAGAUCCUUCACAAGAACUGCAAAGAAACUGUUGCCCCUUGGAAUUUUAGGAUGCAAACUAGAACUCGUAUCUGCAAGUUGUUUGAUGAACUCAACCGCAGGAAUGUACCAGCCUUUUAUUUUGCUACGCCAGAUUCGCAUGAAGCAUUCCAGCACACAAAAGUUGCAUGUAUUGCUUCUAGAAGACUAUGAUUCGGUUAUUCUGCAAGGCAGUUGUGAGAUAAGUCACGUCUCACCAAUACAGAAUAUUGAAUUUUAUUUUUGUGAUGGCCCCACAGUUUGUUGGAAUUUUGAAGGGGUUAUGUACUUUGCAUGCUAUGAUGCUGUUCUUGAGAAGUUUACAACUGAUUCUGUAACGGUUGAUAACUCUAUGGAUGAAAGAUCAGGUGUGGAAUUUAAUAUAUUUUGGUGUGGGUUAUUAAGAGGCCAAGUUGUUUCCAUGGGAGUAAAAUCAGAAAUGACAGAUGAUGCCAGCACCUUAGAAAGAUGGACAUGUGUCAAUCAUACUCAUAAAGAUGUUCAAGAAGUCUCAUUGGUUCCAAAUCUGUAUGUUCCCAUAGCAACAUGCUGCCAUGUAAGAGAACCCUUAAAUGUAGGGGAAUUUGGGGGUAAUUCUGCAUAUGAUAAUGUGAAUGUGUAUUUAGCAACAAACAGAGGACAGCUCCUAAGCUUUGUGAAUGGAAGGUUCAAAACCCACUGGCAGUUGCCAUUUAAAGACCCUUGCAAAAUGUGGAUUCUGGAGCUUACUCUAGCUGAGGCAAUGGUAAUUGUAGCAUCAAAAUCCAACAGGGUUGCUUUGAUUGACUGCAGAAAGAAGCAGGUUUUGAAGGAAUGGGAGGAGGCUGCAUUUGUUCUUACAGAUGACUUCUUAGAAAAUGGAAAUGAGCAAGUUCUUUUAUUGCCUCCAAAUCUCACCAUUUCUGAUACUGGAGAGUUUUCCAAGUUUUAUUUGUUAGAUGUUACACAAGGAAUGGUGGCCAUUGAAAGCAAUCAGAAUUCACCUUCUGCCCAGUCACAAACAGUAACAGACUCGCUGCAGAAAACUGCAAGUGCACUGAGGACAACCCUACAGGCCAGGGGAUCUAGUUUACGUGAGGCUAAAAUGGAAUUAAAUGAAAAACUGAAAAUGGUGGAACACUGUUGUAAAGUAUUGAAAGACAUAACUUGUCCCUCAGGAGCAGGCAAGAAUGAGCAAAGGAAAAAGGCUUCAGGUCUCCAGUGUCUCUUGGAAGGGGAUCUUGGAGAAGUCAAGGCAGACAUGAGUGGCCCCCUGAGUUCAGAGCCAGAAUCAGCCCUGAAUGUCAAGGAAAUAUGGCAGCGUAUCUUGUAUGACCAGUGGAUAAUAGGUGUUGAUGUAGAGAAUAUUGGUGCAAGGGCUGUAUGUGAUCUCACAAUUGGACUUGUGAGCAGCCAGACUAUGGAUACUUCCUAUUCAUCAAAGACUGUGUACUGUAGUGAUCACAGAUGUCAUCAUCAACAUCCAAAGAAAGAAGAGAGUUCAGACUCUGUCCAGUCUCCAAUCUUGAAGAAGAAAAAAGUGGAACAUUCUCAACCUUUGACUGAUCUCCAGCAGUUGUCACCAGACAACCAAACCAGAUUGACAGCUGUGUGUUCCCUACCAAGAUUCACAUUGUCAGACCGUUGUCCCAUGUCUGUUGUGAUGACAUGGAGAAGUUAUCAUGGUAAUGGAAGUAUUGAGCAGCAUUCCAUGCACUGUGGACAUGUAACAUUGUGUGCAGCACAGGUUAUGGAUGGCAGUCUACAAGUGAGCAGGAACUUGGAUUCCAAAUCAUUUCAUCAAGAUAUUGCAGCCCUGAGAUCAGUCUCAAUUGAAACAGAGCUCUUAUUACAAGGCAGUAUUUCACGUCCCCACCAUAUGAUUGCACUUCUGAAGAGUUCAAUUAAAGAGGUGCCAGUUGUACAGAGAGAACCUGGAGACCACAAGGACAUUUUUGGCCAACUCAUUUCUGUUCUUCGUGAGAAUGGCCCUUUAUGUGGCACGGGAAUCCUUCUAAAAGAUGAGCUUCAAAGGGGAAAAGUAACCCUUAUUACCAGAAACAAGAAUCAAGUAUUCCUGCUCCUACACAGACUUCGGCAAAUCCUCCCAGACGAUGUGCGUAUUUUAGCGGAUCCUGAACUGGACUUUACUCACGUUAAGAACAGUCUGAGCGCUAUAAAUCAGGAGAUUACAAACUUGGAGCAGAAUCUUCGCAACAUGCUGCAGAACCCCAACAAAUCCCAUCCAGGCCCACUCGCCAGUAACGAGCGUGGCCUUCUACGCGGAAGCGACGACAGUGAUAGCAUUGCAGUUCUAAGGGAGAGUUUUGAACGGAAGAGGGUCAGGGAAAUGACACAAAAUGAAGGGCUAGGUGAAAUGUGUGAUUUUGAAAAAUUUUGGGAUGAUGUUGUCAACGAUCAAUUGAGAGUUGAUCAAGCUGUUGCAGAAGUCUGAGGCAGUAGGACGAGUCUAGGUCGCGAGGGUCAAUUAUGUUUCUCUUAAGUAAUUUGGUAAUGUAAACUGAGUUGAUAACGUAAAUUGGCCACCGUUAAGACUUUCAAAGCUGACGUUUCGAGCGUCAGUCCUUCGCUAACUCGAGACGUCAGCUCUGAAACUCUUUACGGUGGCCAGCUUACGUUAUCAACUCAGUUGGCAAUGCCAAAUUACCAUUACCAUGUGGUACUCCCACCGACGCAGCAACACAGUUUCUUUAGAAACUUACCACUAUUUUUCUAGGGAAAAAAUACACAACCACUCAAAAAAAUUAUCUAUGUACAAACGAAUUUAUUUUAUUCGCAAAGUAUCUAGUAUCACACUCAGAUAUUAAAAAUAAUGAAACUACCUGAAUUCCCAGGGAUUCUCCCAUAGUAUGGCUCUCAGUCUUUUUUAGAGCCUGGUGAUUUAGAGUCUACAAUUACACGAGUUUUUACAAACCCUCACCUUAAGGGAAAAUAAAUAUUCUUAGUGAUCCACAAGAUUCGAAUAAGUAGUGAUGGAUUACAUUUUA
Molecule: messenger RNA, 3139 nt
Organism: Pocillopora verrucosa
Lineage: Eukaryota; Metazoa; Cnidaria; Anthozoa; Scleractinia; Pocilloporidae
Product: Fanconi anemia group B protein-like
Biological process (GO): replication-born double-strand break repair via sister chromatid exchange; negative regulation of double-strand break repair via homologous recombination; positive regulation of double-strand break repair via homologous recombination
Cellular component (GO): Fanconi anaemia nuclear complex
Source: RefSeq, a predicted model, not a curated record